AAAUUCUGGGCCUCAGGUUGUCUCUGUCUGAAGAACAAUUCUGCAAGUUCCAACACUUUUCAAUUCGUCAGAGGUACGGCCCGCAAUCGAGCAGCGACAUACUGCUCGUGUCGAAACGCUGGGACUCCGCCGUUGCUUUACGACUCUGCGCAUGUCUGGAGCACAGAAUGCACCAAGAAGGUUGCUGGCCUCGUACUAUCGAAUCCGGUCGUCGGCGAGGCCAUUCGUCGGCUACGGAUGGAGGGCGGUUGCGGGAACGAUUUAUACACGAUUGUGGAGCAUGCGCCGAACAUACACACACUGCACCUUAUCUCAUACUUCAAGACGGCAGAAUGGAUUGCAGGCUUGCGGAACGCACUUCCGGUCACGCGUUCGGAAAAGCCGCACCAUCAUCCCGCAGGAAACCACCCCAACAAGGCGGUCACCGAGGCGAAGGCUCUUCUCAACUCCUGCAUAGCAGAUUCCCGGACGUCAUUGAAAUUUGUGGCACUUAACGAGUACUACGACGCGAAGCCGGAGAUAGUCACGGCUUUGUCAAAAGCACCUGCGCUGGAAGAACUGAUCAUUGACACUAAAUGGGAGCCUCGCCGGUGGCAGGGGCGCCCUGACAAGGAGAAGUCAAGCAGACGCUGCGGAACACAGGGCUCCCGGAGCGCAUUAUAGCGACUGUCAACAUUGCGUAGACCAAGGUGGACAGAAAGCGGUGAGUUACCACCUGAUAGGGCUGUGCGAAGUAAAGCUUGUUAGCGGCAAGCGCUAGUCGUAGCCAACAUGAGCGUGUAUGGUUCGGGAUGAUAUAACCAAAGGUUGAUAUCUUCAGAUCUCAUGUGCGCUGCACGAUACAAAG
Phanerochaete carnosa HHB-10118-sp is the source of this 847-nucleotide messenger RNA. RefSeq lists its product as uncharacterized. The transcript is spliced from 2 exons. Bases 238 to 663 code for a protein of 141 amino acids. NCBI's taxonomy places the organism in Eukaryota, Fungi, Basidiomycota, Agaricomycetes, Polyporales, Phanerochaetaceae. The record is from RefSeq and is a predicted model, not a curated record.